This is a messenger RNA of Colletotrichum navitas, 1254 nucleotides long. RefSeq lists its product as uncharacterized. The record is from RefSeq and is a predicted model, not a curated record. The coding region runs from base 1 to 1254 and encodes 417 amino acids. The transcript is spliced from 2 exons. NCBI's taxonomy places the organism in Eukaryota, Fungi, Ascomycota, Sordariomycetes, Glomerellales, Glomerellaceae.
AUGGACCGAAACAGUGCAUCUUCCGUUGCCGACGAGAAUGACUGGACCAAUGUGACCGACCCAAAGGAGAAGAAGAAGAUACAGAACCGCAUCGCGCAGCGUGUCCACCGUGAGAAGCUCAAGCGGCGCCUUCGAGAGCUCGAAGAUUUGGCCGAGGAGAAGGAAAGCAGGAGGCUUGCCGAGGAACAGGGACACAAGAGGAGAUUCUCAAUGAGCGUGCCCAUGACGCCGGGAGCACAGUCCAUGGUGUUGCCGGCUUCCUGCCCCUCCAGCAUCUCUUUCGGCCCCGCCGGGGCGCUAGAGAGCCUCACGCCGCCCGUGUCCCAGCACAUCGAGACCAUGUGGCGUGUCUUGAACGACAUACUCCAUGACCGCCCACUGGCAGACAGCCCCGGCCAGAACACGAGCAUCGCGGGGCCGAAAGACGCUCGGGAAGAGCCCGCACCGACGUAUCCAGACUGGCGGGCCCAUACUCUAGUAGCAGGUCCGGAGACGGGCUCGGACAACAAGUUCGACCUCGCCGCUCUCGCCAAGGGACUGUCUCCCGCGCAGGACGGCAAUCUUUACAUGCCGGAUCUCGAUUAUUUUCCGUUCCCCGGCGGCACCAGCGACGGCGACGACAGAGUCGUCGGGGACUUUGGCGACACAAGACCCGGCUCGGCCUACGCGUCUUUGCCGCCCGGGCUCCCGGGCAGCGACGCGCCGUUGAUCGAGCGGCUGAACUGCCUGAGGCAGUACGCGGGAGCCCUGGGUUUCGGCAGCCUCGACGCGGCCCUGUCGUCGUACUACACGGCCGACCUGAGCAGGUCGCCGACGCUCUUCAACGAGCAGUGUCUGAGCCGCAGCCGGCGGCUGCCCAGCCUCCUCUCCGAGAUCAGGAGGCAUUCCAAGGGCUGGAACAAGCUGGGGCAGGCCGGGUACACGGAAGAGACGCUACGGAGCGCCGAAGACAUCUACGUGGAGGAGUUCAAGCAGGCGGGGGUCGACGUGCACCUGCAGCUCGCGGACGUCGCCGUCGCGGGCGAGGAGUUGACGAUGGAUCUUGUGCCCAGGGCUCUCGUGGUUUUGCAGAACAAGUUUCCUCACCUCUGGGCCUUGAUCACGAGCCUCGCCACGGACGCCGCGGCGCUCGGGGAGCAGCAGCAGCAUCCCUACACCGUGUUCGCGACCGUCAUGACGUUGUGCUGCCCCGGCAGGCCUCUCCCGCGCGGCGUGCUUGCAUUCCAUCAGUAUCAGUACCACGAAGUGCCGUGA